GCUGCUGCCCCUCUGUUUGUGUUGGAAGCUCAGCUGAUGCAGGCCAGCCCGAGUGGACGUCAAUGCCGGGAAGGAGCCAGUCUCCACUGCCGCCCAAGUGACUGCGGCCUGCAUUCGUAAUGCAAGAAGUCUUUGUGGGAAGCAGAGAAGCAAGCAACUGCAUUUCUUGUUUGCAUCUAAACAUUACUGGAGGAUAAGUCACAUCAGUCUACAAAGAGGUUUUCAUACAAGCAAAAUAAGAUGUAAAUGGACCAAAAGUCAAGCACAUUCUUGCAGUAAGCACUGUUACUCUCCAAGCAACCAUGGUUUACAUAUUGGAAUUUUGAAACUUAGCACUUCUGCCCCUAAGGGACUUACAAAAGUGAGCAUUCGUAUGUCCCGUAUUAAAAGUACUUUGAACUCUGUUUCAAAGGCUGUUUUUGGCAGUCAAAAUGAAAUGAUUUCACGUUUAGCUCAAUUUAAGCCGAGUUCUGGAAUAUUAAGAAAAGUAACAGAUAGUGGCUGGUUAAAACAGAAAAACAUUAAACAAGCCAUCAAAUCUCUGGAAAAAUAUAGUGAUAAAUCAGCAGAAAAGAAUCCUUUUCCAGAAGAGAAAAGUCAUGUUAUAGAUAAAGAAGAAGAUACAGGUAAACAAAGUGUUUUUCAUUACACAAAUUCUAUAACCACAAAAUUUGGAGAAUCAUUCUACUUUUUAUCAAAUCAUAUUAAUUCAUAUUUCAAACGUGAGGAAAAAAUGUCUCAAGAAAAGGAAAAUAAACAUUUCCUGAACAAAUCAGAACUUGAAGGUAAAAACGUUGAAGAAGGGAAAUCAAGUUCUCCAGAUCCUGGCAUCUUGACUGAUAAGCCAGGCUCAAAAUCUUCUUUAGAUCCUGGGGACAAGCCUGCAAGUCCCAGUGGGAUACCUGAGGUUCUUCCAGUGUCUACUAAACAAAGUAUUGCUAACUUUCUUUCUCGUCCCACCGAAGGUGUACAAGCUUUAGUAGGUGGUUAUAUUGGUGGACUUGUCCCCAAAUUAAAGUAUGAUUCAAAGAGUCAGUCAGAAGAACAGGAAGAACCUGCUAAAACUGAGCAGGCUAUCAGCAAGGACAAAAAUGCAGAGGAGAAAAAGCGUUUAUCUCUUCAGCGAGAAAAGAUUAUUGCAAGAGUGAGUAUUGAUAACAGAACCAGGGCAUUAGUUCAGGCAUUAAGAAGAACAGCUGACCCAAAGCUCUGCAUUACUAGGGUUGAAGAAUUGACUUUUCAUCUUCUAGAAUUUCCUGAAGGAAAAGGAGUGGCUGUCAAGGAAAGAAUUAUUCCAUAUUUAUUACGACUGAGACAAAUUAAGGAUGAAACUCUUCAGGCUGCGGUUAGAGAAAUUUUGGCCUUAAUUGGUUACGUGGAUCCAGUGAAAGGGAGAGGAAUCCGAAUUCUUACAAUUGAUGGUGGAGGAACAAGGGGUGUGGUUGCUCUUCAGACACUACGAAAAUUAGUUGAACUUACUCAGAAGCCAGUGCAUCAGCUCUUUGAUUACAUUUGUGGUGUAAGCACAGGUGCCAUAUUAGCUUUCAUGUUGGGAUUGUUUCAUAUGCCCUUGGAUGAAUGUGAGGAACUUUAUCGAAAAUUAGGAUCAGAUGUAUUUUCACAAAAUGUCAUUGUUGGAACAGUCAAAAUGAGUUGGAGCCAUGCAUUUUAUGACAGUCAAACGUGGGAAAAGAUUCUUAAGGAUAGAAUGGGAUCUGCACUAAUGAUUGAAACAGCAAGAAAUCCCACAUGUCCUAAGGUAAGCUUAGAGUCUCUUAAAUAUAACACCUAG
This is a messenger RNA of Propithecus coquereli (Coquerel's sifaka), 1792 nucleotides long. It is a transcript of the gene PNPLA8, whose product is annotated as patatin-like phospholipase domain containing 8. The transcript has 7 exons. Lineage: Eukaryota; Metazoa; Chordata; Mammalia; Primates; Indriidae. Gene Ontology annotation, biological process: arachidonate metabolic process. The record is from RefSeq and is a predicted model, not a curated record. Gene Ontology annotation, cellular component: membrane. The coding region runs from base 374 to 1792 and encodes 472 amino acids.